AUGCCGCACUUCGUGCCGGUCUAUGACCCGGAGAAACCCCGGGCGGAGCAAGACGAUGCGGCGCUUCACAAACACCGCCGCUGGGAAGUGCCGCACGCGGUCCUUCCUCGAAGGCAAUCUCGACACGGCGAGGAAGAACGCGACGAACGCCCGCCGCUGAGGCUAAGCGGGAGGAGGACCGCCGGCGCGCGUCCCUCCAAAAGUGGGGCGCCACGGCCGCGGAGACGCCGGAGAAAUCUCAAGACCCCAACGGUGAAGAGGAGAGCCGGACGCGCGAGAGAUCGAGAAGCAGGAGCUUGCGUGGCGGACGAAGGGACGAGACGCGCGAGAUGGAGCGUCGAGAUGCGCCAGUGUUUCUCCUCCCUUGCAGGUCGCCGGGGUUCUUCGAGCUCUUCGCGGAGUCCAGACGACCGGCGUCGCCACGAGCGGAGUGACAGGCGCGAACGCGAGGAAAUCCGAGACGCCUUGGCGGCGGUCAGUGCUCCGUCGGGGGAAAUCGACAUGUUUGACUACAUGAGCAGAAAACAGAGAGCGAUGCUGAAGAUGCGGGAAACAAGCGAGAGAGGAGGGGACAGGUGGGGGCAAGGACGACGCGCUGCGUCGGGUGGGCAUAGGAGUUACCCGGGCGGGAAAGCAACUGAGAGUCUACGGGGAUUUCCCGCUUCGUCGCGGAGUUGGCGGUGA
Molecule: messenger RNA, 684 nt
Organism: Neospora caninum
Lineage: Eukaryota; Apicomplexa; Conoidasida; Eucoccidiorida; Sarcocystidae
Product: putative chemotaxis protein
Exons: 3
Coding region: 1-684 (227 amino acids)
Source: RefSeq, a predicted model, not a curated record